GCCUGCAGGGUUCCCAGAGCCCCCGUGCCACAGGGAAGAGGAGCAAGAGGAUAGACAGAGCCCAAGACCCGUCACCUUCACACUGGGCAACGAGGUACUGGGGCUAGGCCCAGAGAGUGACUUCCAGAACCCUGAUGCUGAAGUCUACAUGCACUUCAUGAGGAGCCACUGUUGCUACGAUGCCAUCCCCACCAGCUGCAAGCUCGUCAUCUUUGACAUCUCCCUGGAGAUCAAGAAAGCCUUUGUGGCACUGGUGGCCAAUGGGGUGCGUGCUGCCCCACUGUGGGACAGCAAGACGCAGAGCUUUGUGGGUGAGUGCCAGCAGCACAGCCUGGUCCCUUCUCCUGCCUGGCAGUGAGGGUGGGGGCAGCGCUGCCAGCCCCACGUGUCUCUGGGGAUGCUCACCAUCACCGACUUCAUCAACAUCCUCCACCGCUACUACCGCUCACCCCUGGUUCAGAUCUAUGAGGUAGAGGAGCACAAGAUUGAGACCUGGAGAGAGGUGUACCUGCAGGGCUCCUUCAAGCCGCUGGUCUACAUCUCCCCGAGUAAUAGCCUCUUCGAUGCUGUCUACUCCCUGAUCAAACACAAGAUCCACCGCCUGCCUGUCAUCGAGCCUGUCUCGGGCAACGUCCUGCACAUCCUGACGCAUAAGCGCAUCCUCAAGUUCCUCCAUAUCUUCGACUCCACCAUCCCCAAGCCCCGCUUCCUGAAGAAGACCGUGCAGGAGCUGUGUGUCGGCACCUUCCGUGAUGUCGCUGUUGUGCCCGAGACUGCCCCUGUCUACACCGCACUGGAGAUCUUCGUGGACCGCCGUGUUUCAGCCCUGCCAGUCAUCAAUGAUGCUGGGCAAGUGGUUGGCCUCUACUCCCGGUUCGAUGUCAUUCAUCUGGCAGCCCAGAAGACCUACAACAACCUGGACAUUAGCGUGCGGGAAGCACUGCGGCAGCGCACUGUCUGCCUGGAGGGGGUCCUCACCUGCUACCCACACGAAACCAUGGAGGACAUCAUUGAUCGUAUUGCCAAGGCACAGGUCCAUCGCUUGGUUCUGGUGGACGAGAAUCAGUACCCGCGGGGCAUCGUCUCCCUCUCUGACAUCCUCCAGGCCCUUGUGCUCACUCCCGCAGGUAUCGAUGCUCUUAACUCUUAGCCCGUGAUGCUCCGUCUUUCUCCACUUGUACCUUCCAUUUCUCUCCACUUCAGGUAGGCAGUGUCCCCUACUACUGCACGCUUGUCCCCUCUGCUGGGUCACCCGCACCUUAGUUACCUCCCUGCUCAGGCUACCUCCCUCCACCCCAACUAAACUGGCCCCAGGGAAUGGAGAUGGCUGGGGCUGG
Messenger RNA from Dryobates pubescens (Downy woodpecker), 1337 nucleotides. It is a transcript of the gene PRKAG3, whose product is annotated as protein kinase AMP-activated non-catalytic subunit gamma 3. The record is from RefSeq and is a predicted model, not a curated record. Lineage: Eukaryota; Metazoa; Chordata; Aves; Piciformes; Picidae.